GCCAAAGGGCCUCUGACUAUAGAAUAAGGGGAAAUAAAUAAACAAGUUCAAAAACCCCAUUUCCAAACCUCUCUGACCCCCAAAUCCAAUUAACCAGAAGGGAAAAAUGACGAAAGAAGAUGGGGUGGACACCGAUGUCGACGGAGAAAGCUUGGGCAACUGCCUGAGCGGUUUCAUUGAUGAUGGUAGCAUCGAAAGCCAUCGAUACUAUUUGGCUCGCAGAACCACAUUGGAGAUGCUGAGAGACCGUGGAUUUGCCGUUCCGAAUGCUGAAAUUGAAGUUUCUCUUCAAGAAUUUCGUAACAAGCAUGGGCAGAAGCCGGAUAUUGAUAAUUUGAGAAUCACCUCUCUUCACAGGGAUGACCCUUCUAUUAAGGUCUCUGUUUUUCUCCUUUACUUUUGCCUUUUUUUUUGGGCAAGAUUCCUAUACUGGGCUGGAGUGAUUUUUGCUAAAAGUUACUUUUUGAAAACUGUAACUUUGAAUUUUCUCAAGGAUGACCAUCCUUCUGAUAAGGUCUGUUUUUCUCCUUUUAAACCAUUUUCUCUUGAAUUUUACCAUCAUUGUAAUCUCAAACAGCAUAUUACUUGCCAAUUCGUCUUUCUUAUAUCAUUUUGUUCAAUAAUUGAUUUGUCCUUAUCCUUUUUUAUUUUAUGUGGCGAUCCACCUCACAUUCCUGAUAAUUUUCCAUGCCUUCAGAUCACUGACUUGCUUGUCAAUAUUACUAAGCAUGAUUGCAAACCAAAGCAUCAGGUGCUUACUGAACAAGAGAAACAAAGUUUAUUAAAGAAGUACUCCCUGAAUGAAACACAGCUUCCGCGGAUGCUGCAAAAAGAUGCAAUUGCUCGUUACUAUGGCCUCGAGAAAGGGCAGGUCGUGAAGGUCAUGUACAGUGGUGAACUUACUCAGUUGCAUACCAGUUAUCGCUGUGUUUGGUGAUGCUUUAAUGCCUUCUAUUGUCAGACGUCAUGGCUUUAGAUCCCUAAAGACGGCCAUAUGUAAAAUGUGUGGUGUUGUGAAGGCAAUGCUUCUUAAAUAUAAGAAAUGCUAAUUGACAAUUGUGUGUUUCAUUAGAAUUCUGGUUUUUGUUUUUAUGAAACGACUCGAUGGGACUUAUGUAAUGUAGCUAAUGGGAGUUGUGCUUUUGUUUUCUUGUACUUGGUUGAAUGUUGAGAGAGUUCUGUCGUAACAUGAUGAAUUAUUUAGAUUUGCCUGAGGAGAUCGAAAUUUGCUACUAGUGUUUGAACCAUUUGAUCAACGAGGCAAUAGAAGACUUGUG
Molecule: messenger RNA, 1277 nt
Organism: Olea europaea var. sylvestris
Lineage: Eukaryota; Viridiplantae; Streptophyta; Magnoliopsida; Lamiales; Oleaceae
Product: DNA-directed RNA polymerase V subunit 5A
Exons: 3
Coding region: 107-937 (276 amino acids)
Biological process (GO): DNA-templated transcription
Molecular function (GO): DNA binding; DNA-directed RNA polymerase activity
Source: RefSeq, a predicted model, not a curated record